AUGUUGAUAUCAAAUUUAAUGGCAAGAGAAGAACUGGCAAAAUAAGUAUAGAAUAAUUUAAUAUGUUUGUAAUUUCUAUAAUUAAAAUUAGGAAUAAAUAUUUUUAAAUAUUUAGCAAUUAAAUUAAAUAUAUUUUAAAGGCAUCAUUAUGUGGUUAUGAAAUGGCAAUAAACUUAAAUCAGAAAUAUUUAAUAUCUAAUAAAUAAGAUUAAAUUUGUAAAUAAUUAAAAGAGGUUUUCAGAGAGAAUUCUAUAAAUAUAAAUUGUGAAUAUUAUAUGAAGGAUUAAUAUGAAAAAGUAGAAUAACAGAAAGCACUAGUCGAAUUAAAUGCUAUUAACAAUUAAAAUCAAUUCAAAGUAUCUUAAACUUAGUUAAUAAGGAAUCAAUCUAAAUGGUUCUUCAAGUAGAAGAUGAGAUUAAAGAUGAGAAUUUAAAAAAAUUUACGAUUCUCUUAUAAAAAGGAGAAUAGUAACCAAAUUAUGAUAUCUAUUCUUAAUGGUAUAAGUAUUUUUACCAUAAGUACAUUUUAUCUACAAUGCAGAAGUAUUUGGAUUAGAUCCAAGAAAAAGAGACUUUGAUGUUUAAAAGAAGAUUUAUAUUUUAGGUUUUUGGCUUUGAGUAAAAAAUUCAUGGGACUAGAAACUGAAUAUCCAAUUAAAGACUUCUUUACAUUAGAUCCAUUAUAUAUCAAAUAUAUAGAUUCUGAAACAGAUUUCUUAAAGCAAUAUAUAAGAUCAAAUCCAUAAUAAUAGUAAUAAUAGUAAUAAUAGUAUUAAAUGAUAGAUUAGAAUAGAAAUGA
Molecule: messenger RNA, 799 nt
Organism: Paramecium sonneborni
Lineage: Eukaryota; Ciliophora; Oligohymenophorea; Peniculida; Parameciidae
Source: the annotation of a GenBank genome assembly